AUGAUGAUAGUCGUCCCUUCGCUGCUAUUCUUUCUCCUGAUUGCCACAACCAAAGCACUAUCUAGCAACAUGCCCCCAGUCAGCAAAGUAGCCGUGGUCGGGAGCACUGGACAACUUGGAAGACGUGCUGUGGAUCAAUUGCUGGAGCGCAAGAUCCCCGUCAAGUGCCUGAUCCGUCAAUCCACGCCUCCGGAUUUUCUGUUGGAGAAACAAACCCAGCAUCCUGACUUAUUGGAAUUUGUCACCAAUGGUGAUGUGACCGACACGGCCAAAGUCAAGGAGUUAUUGCAAGAUUGCUCACACUGUUUGGCCCUCCACGGGGCGACGCGGCGAUCCAAGUGGUACGAAACCCUCACGGCGGCCGAGGGGUCGGAAGAUUCCGACAAGAGUCAUGCCAAGCAAGUCAACUACAACAGCAUGAAGACGUUUGUCCAGUGUGCUCAAGAAACGGACUGCAGUCAGAUUGUGCGCAUCACGGGAAAGGGAGAAGAUCCCUCGAGUUUCUUUUCCAUCCUCAUUAAUGGACUGGGUAGUAUGGCCAAAGGAUGGAAUUAUGAAGGGGAGCAAGUGUUGCGAGAUCAGCCAAAGGAAAACAGCAAGCAUUUGGAUUACACAAUUAUCAGACCAGGAAUCAUGAAGCCAGACUUUGAUCCAAACGAAAGCCCUGUGCAUUUGAAGCUGGCGGACAAUGGAGGUGAUUUAAAGGUCAGUGCCGUCUCGUAUGAUCAGAUUGCAGAACUGUGCAUCGAAUCCAUACUUCAACCAGAAGCCAAAGAUACAACUCUGACGGCCAUGAAUGUCGAAGGGACCGGUCCCUCGAUUGUGGAACAGCUCAAGCAAGUCGAUAAGGACACCCGAAAUUUUCCAACCACUCUGAUUGGAGAACAUAAACAGGCGGUCAAAAAGGUGUUCCGAUCUUUGGCGGCCGCAUUCUUGGCCGUCUUUGUGGGCAUUGUUUCCCGCUUCUUCUAG
This is a messenger RNA of Seminavis robusta, 972 nucleotides long. Lineage: Eukaryota; Bacillariophyta; Bacillariophyceae; Naviculales; Naviculaceae. The record is from the annotation of a GenBank genome assembly.